Molecule: messenger RNA, 1788 nt
Organism: Orbilia oligospora ATCC 24927
Lineage: Eukaryota; Fungi; Ascomycota; Orbiliomycetes; Orbiliales; Orbiliaceae
Exons: 2
Coding region: 1-1788 (595 amino acids)
Molecular function (GO): asparagine synthase (glutamine-hydrolyzing) activity
Source: RefSeq, a predicted model, not a curated record
AUGUGUGGGAUCCUCUUUGAGCUCUCACAGGCUGAUAACUCUACGACAUCCUCGACCUCGGACGAUCUUGUCAAAGAUGUUACAAGAAGGGGUCCGGACUCACUUGAGUCGGUGGAACUCGUCGUCGGUUCCUUACGGCUAAAAUUUACAUCGUCCGUGCUGUCGCUACGUGGGACAGCUGUUGUUCCUCAACCUAUAUUCUCGAAAUCGAACAGAACAGAAAAACAGGAUGACGCGCCAGAGUAUGUGCUUUGUUGGAAUGGUGAAGCGUGGCGCUUCAAUGGACAAGAAUUUGGAUCCGACGAAAACGACGCGCAGGUCAUCUUUGCCCAAUUGAGCUCGUGUAGUGGCAAAGUUCAGGAUGUUUUGCAGAAAAUCGAAGGACCUUUCGCUUUUGUGUUCUACGAUGGAUCGUCGAAAAGAGUAUGGUUCGGGAGGGACUGGCUUGGGAGAAGGUCUUUGUUGCGAAGGAAGUCUGUUGACGAUGAUGGGAAUUUUGCUAUUUGUAGUAUAGCAGAUCCCCAAGCUACGUCUCAGUGGGAGGAGAUUGAGGCUGACGGCUUCUAUUACAUUGACUUGCAAACUUAUACGAGUCCCUGGCACCCACACAGAUUCGCUUUUGUCCCAGACUCGGAACUAUCCACUGAGCCUCUGUCGAUGAAGCUACCAAUACCCCAGCUAUGCAAACACAUACCACCAACAAAUCCACCAGCCCUGAACCCACAGUCAUCACCGGUUAGCCGUCUCUACGAUCUUCUUUAUGACAGUUUACGACUCCGAGUACAGAAUGUACCCCGGCACUCGAUACCACUGGUACCCGGCCACGAAGGGAUACUACGGCCUUCGAAGGUAGGUAUUUUGUUCUCUGGUGGGGUAGAUUGUACUAUGCUAGCGAGGAUUGUGCACGACAUUCUUCCAACUGGGGAGCCUAUUGAAUUACUCAACGUCGCCUUUGAGAAUAAAAGAGUUCUUGAAGCUGCGUUCGCCGAGGCCAAGAAGGCUAGGAAAUCGAAGAACGUUUCCACGCAAGUGAAUGGUGAGACGGGAUUGGGGCCCAGUGCGUUGGAAGACGUAUCUGCCAAGGGUUCUAUUGAUAGUGUUUACGAUAUUUGCCCCGAUCGCCAAACUGGACGGAAGUCGUGGCUCGAGCUCCAAAGUGUUUGUUCUACUAGAGAUUGGAGGUUCAGGGAAAUAAACGUGCCCUACGAAGAGGUUGUAGAGCACAAAUCAGCCGUGAUUGCCCUUCUCCACCCUCAUGACACAGAAAUGGACCUUUCUAUUGGACUUGCGUUUUACUUUGCCUCACGCCCACUUGAAACCGAUUCCCCGAGAAUCUUACUGUCAGGGUUAGGCGCGGAUGAACUGUUUGGCGGCUACGCGCGACAUGGGACAGCCUUCAACCGAGCCGGAUACCCAGGUCUGAUUGACGAAUUGGAACUUGAUCUUACUCGUCUUGGGAAACGGAAUUUGGGCCGUGAUGAUAGGAUCAUUGCUAACUGGGGACGAGAAGCGAGGUUCCCUUUCCUCGAUGAACGUUUAUUGCAAGAAGUUAUAUCUUGGCCCGUGACAGAAAAAUGUGGAUUCGGUGCUGUUCAAUCGGGCGAAGAGUGGAGUACGCUUGACAAUGAGAAACAGGUUUUGAGGCUGUUGGCUUGGAAACUGGGGAUGAAGAGAGUGGCUGGCGAGAAGAAACGAGCGAUACAAUUUGGGGCAAGAACUGCGAAGAUGGAGGCCGCAAGGGGAGGAAAGGUUAAAGGGACGCAGAAGAUUUCCGUGGUUCCGGGAUAG